AGUAAGUGAUUCAGUUCAGUUCGUUCACCCAGAUGAUUCGUUUGUUUUGAACGAAUCGUUCAUGACGACACAUCACUACUUUUAUUGGGAUCAAAGGUUUUCCGUCGCAUAGCCUGAAUGUGUUUGCAGAUUCUGAAGAAGUUGAUGAGAAACAUAAAUGUUUGAAGUUGGACGAAGCUGAAGACUUCACAGGUCACAAUGAAGACUCUGGUGUUUGUGUCUCUCGUGGGAUUAUUCCUCCACGACACGACGGCAGAGAUGCACUCUUAUAAGUUUUUCUACACGGCGUCUUCUGAAGUCCCAAACUUCCCAGAGUUUGUGGCUGUUGGGAUGGUUGAUGAUUUUCAGAUAGAAUACUACGACAGUAACACCAAGAGAGCAGAACCCAAACAGGACUGGAUGAAGAAAGUCACAGAGGACAGAGCUGACUACUGGGAGUGGGAGACUCAGAGAGCUGUGUUUUACCAGCAGCGCUUUAAAGUCGACCUUGACAUUUUAAAGCGGCGCUUCAACCAAACUGGAGGUGUUCACAUUGUCCAGGUGAUGGCAGGCUGUGAGUGGGAUGAUGAGACUGGAGAUGUUAAUGGUUACACUCAGUAUGGUUAUGAUGGAGAAGACUUCAUAGUUCUGGACCUGAAGACAAUGACGUGGGUCGCUCCACAACAACAGGCUGUCUUCAUCAAACAGAAGUGGGAUAAUAACAAAGCUCAGUUAGAGUAUCUUAAGAACUACCUCACCAAGGAGUGUCCUGACUGGCUGAAGAAGUAUGUGAACUAUGGGAGGAGCUCUCUGAUGAGAACAGGU
This is a messenger RNA of Labrus bergylta (ballan wrasse), 804 nucleotides long. The record is from RefSeq and is a predicted model, not a curated record. NCBI's taxonomy places the organism in Eukaryota, Metazoa, Chordata, Actinopteri, Labriformes, Labridae.